Drosophila subobscura is the source of this 3215-nucleotide messenger RNA. RefSeq lists its product as uncharacterized. NCBI's taxonomy places the organism in Eukaryota, Metazoa, Arthropoda, Insecta, Diptera, Drosophilidae. The record is from RefSeq and is a predicted model, not a curated record.
CGUAUACGUAUAAGGACAAGUGCCCCUUGCAAAAACAUAUUCGUUACGGAAGUUCGCAUCGUACAUGGCUCAAAAUAUAGUGUUCUAUAAAUGUUUAAGUGGUGGACGUGGAAGUUAAAUGUACUUACUGCACCCAAAGAAGUGUGCGUUGAUGAUAUCGAAGUUAAAAUUGCAUUACUAUUUAAUUGAAUCGUGUGCGCUAAAUGGGAAAAGUUAAGUGAUUAGAGGCACACAAAGUUUGGCGAAUUAUGUGAAAGUUUUAAUGCGAAUCAACGGGCGAAAGAGGCAAAUACAAUGUGCCGUUAAUUGGAGCAUCGACAAGAACAGGAGCUGGAGGACACACAACGAGGCGGGGAUAACGAGCGGUAGCAGUGGCAGAAGACCAACCUAGAUUCAAAGUUCGUGCCAUAAAUCUGCAAGUUGCAUGGAACUAAUACCCCACCACCAGCAGGAGGAGGGGGUGGCGCAACAGGAGGCAGUCUAGGUGGUGCAUGCAACACACACACACACCAUUGGUUAGUGGGUCACUCGAAGAUGAUGACGUUGAUGACCGCAACCGCAGAAACAACAGAAACAGCAGCAGCAGCAGCAGCAAAAACAAGCAACCGCCUUGCAGGGUAAAAUUAUAUAAAAUUAUCAUGCAGGUCGGCGGGUCACAGCGAGCAGCAAGUCGGCCCCUUGACGGUGGCAGACGGCAGGAAAAGGCAAAGGCUACGCUGCAGCGGUGGGUCGCAUGACGUACACGACCGUAACGUGAGCACCAGGGGGCUGCUGGCCAAUUUGUCCGAAAAAGGAGGAGACAAACGGAGCACCCAACCAACCGAACUGAGCCACUAACCAAGCGGAAACUGCAAGUGCAAGUGCAACUGCAAGAGAAACAGAAAACUGAAACAAAAGCGACAUCAAAAGUGCACACAACAAUUGAAACUUUUCGGCCCGAAUGGCAAAAGUUUUCGAACAAUUGCCACGGCGUUGGGGCGAGCAGCGUUGAACAGCGACGACAAAAAUGUCAAAAUGGAGAAGUUAACGUUGCCGCGUCUUUUGCAGCGACUGCAGCUGUUGGCGUUGCAACUGGCCACCACACCCAGCAGGCAGCCGCCACACCAGCAACAGCAACAGCAACAACAGCAGCAGCAGCAUCCACACCCACACGGCUGCCAUCUGAUGGCCAUGCAGCUCUGUCAGGCCAUGCUCCUCUAUGGCUGCCUCCUGCUCCUCCAUGCGUCCGUCUCCGUGUCUGCCUCGGCCUCGCACACGGCGCUGGCUCUGAAUCUCUCAUCAGCCAUUGAUCUGAACCAACUCAAACACCAUCCAGAGCAGCAGCAGCAGCAACAACGCGCACAGAAACGUGACGCUGCCAAUGUGCCUGACGAUGACUAUGAUGGCAGUUAUCCGGACGAUAUCGACGAACUUGAUGCCUUGCUAAAUAAUAAGUCAGCAAAGGGGAAGUACAUUGGGGCGCCGUGCAACGAGCUGAAGUGCGACGUGAAGCUGCUACAUGUGGCCUGCGACAAGGAGACGCAGACCUGCACAUGCGAACGGAACUAUCCCGUGCAGCUGGGACCGAUAAAGGGCUGCGCCAAACCUAAAAAGCUGGGCGAUCAGUGUUUCUACGAUGAGACGUGCACCUACAACGACGAGAACUCCCUUUGUGUUCAGGUGCGCCACAAUGCAAUGUGCCAGUGUGCCAGCGGCUUCCACUCGGUCAGCUACACGAAGCCGACACGGCGUGUCUUUUGCACGCCAGAUCUCAGCGAGCUGAGCUCGGAUCUGCCCACGCUGCUGGGCGUCUCCACGGGCAUUGCCGUGCUGGCAGGGCUCAUCUGCAUGGUGCUGCAUUUGUUCAGCAAGACCAAGUACCCCAGGCACCGCAACUACGGGGAUGCCAGCAUUCCGCCGCCCAUUCUUUACUCCAGCGAUACAGGGAUACCGCUGACAGUGCACUCGGCACGGCCGUCGUCGCGGUCUAGCAUACGUUCGACGGGAUCGAUUGGCUCCUUUGGGCAGCGACGGGCUUCGGUGGGAGGACAGGCUAGCGGAGCAGCAGGUGGAGCUGGUGGUGGAGGUGGAGGAGGUGUUGCUGGAGGUGGCGGUGGAGGAAGCGGAGGUGGAGGCGGCGGCGGCGGCGGGUCGAAGGGCAUACUGGUGUCGACGUCUCGUACAGGUUCUCGAAGACCAAGUCUAGCAUCGGUGCACAGCACGAGUUCCUCGGUGCGCAGCUACAGCAUGAUGCGGUUCGAGAAGGAGGCACAACAGAAAGAGAUCCGGCAGGAGAUGAAGCUGCGGCUGGCCCGCCUGCAGCAGCAGCAGCAUCUCACGCAGAACAAACCGCAGAUAGUCAUCGGUGAGGCGUUGCUUCAGCAUGGGGCCUUGGGUCGAGUAACCAUCCCCACGCAGCCCCUGACGCCCAACUCACUGGACGAGCUGCUGCCGUCACUGGAUGAGAAUCAAGAGUAUCCACCCAGGCUGGAGGGGACAUUCAAGCAGCUGGUGCAGCCAGGAACCUCAGCUUGUGGCGGCGGAGGAGCUGGCGCCCUGCGAGCAGCUGCCGCCCAAUCGUCUCCGGCCAGUGCAAACGGCUACCACGGUCCCUGCAGCUCAUCGACUGAGGCCCUCUAAAGCUAACCCGGUACCCCGUGAACCCGGGGGACAUCCAUAAAUACACACAAGUAUUAAAGUAUUCAAGUAGAUUGUAAGCGAAGAAAACCCAAAGUUCUCAUCUGAUUUGCUGUAGCAAAUUAAAUUGAACGUCAAACGUGUUGUAGAUUCAGCUUAGAUUAUGUGUAACAUAGUAAGCCCCGUGCCCCAUGCCGCCUAAGCAGCCUACCCCUCCUAGGCCUAGGCUAAGUUUCGUUUACCAACUAAGCGAGUUCUCAAAUUAGUAUUGUAUUAUAUAUUUAGAAGUACGUAGCAAGAGAGAGAGUGGGAGAGAGAGUUAAUCGAAACAUUUUAUACGUGUGUGUGUAUUGUCAUACAGUUUUGUAGAAGUUAUUUACAAAUUAAUUCGAUGGAUUAUGCGGUGCGCCUGGGGUCGGGGAUCCUUCUUCAGAGACUCGAAUCGUUUCCACCCUGACCCCAUUCGUUCCGAUUCGAUGGAUCAUCAUGAAUUGAUUAGUUUAAAGCUUAGUCUAGGCUAGUGUUUAGUGUUUAUCGUUAGGGUGAGAUAGUACUGAUAAAAUAUACGCGAAAUGAAUUUAUAAAUUGAAAGUUUAUGA